GUCACUCAUAGGGGUCCUUCCGCUGCUCUCUGCACGAGCACGUGGAUCUCCACAGUAGAAGAGCAGCGCGAGACGUUUCUUUCGUUACCGGAUCGGCGAUGAUGGGCGGCAGAUCGAGUGCGAUUGCCGCGGGCGUCUGCGGCGCGAUGUUCAUCGGGUAUUGUAUCUAUUUCGACAGAAAACGACGAAGCGAUCCGAACUUCAAAACCAGACUGCGCGAACGUAGGCAAAAGCAAAGAGCUGCUGGAGAAACAUCUGGACUUGGCCAGUUACCAGAUCUAAAAGAUGCCGGAGCCGUGCAGAAGUUUUUCCUUGAAGAGAUUCAGUUGGGAGAGGAAUUAUUGGCGCAGGGAGACUUUGAGAAGGGUGUGGAUCACCUGACCAAUGCCAUUGCUGUGUGCGGUCAACCCCAGCAGCUUCUCCAGGUGCUACAGCAGACGUUGCCAGCACCUGUGUUCCAAAUGCUUCUUACAAAGCUACCGUCAAUCAGCCAGCGAAUAGUAAGUGCUCAAAGCCUAGAAGAGGAUGAUGUCGAAUGAGUGUUUCUCAUGAUGCUCAGGUGUGUGGACCUACUGAACAAAACAUCAGCCUGUCAUGUGAAGUGAUUGUGUAUCCCAACUGUCUUUUUUUCUUCAUGAUGCUUACCGUAUUUUUGGUUCUGCACUUUGCUUUGUAGUUUGCGUUAUCAGUUCAUUUACAUAGGGUGAAUGUUAUAUAAUUCCAGGAGUGAUCUAAAUGACAACUUUAAAUUAGAGGCUUUAUGUUUUCAAGCGAGUUAAAACAUUGUCUACUGAUGCUUGACUGUGUGCAUUAAAGGUCAUUUUAUAUGUUAUGGACUCAAGUGUCAUUUUAGACUCUGUUCAUCCACAUGUUAGUAGUUUAAUGCAUAUGGAUCGCUCUUCAGAGUUAUGUUCUUCUAUUCAAAUCACUUUUUGAAAUGUAUGAAAUUGUUUUGUAAUUUGUAUAAAGAUUUGCCUUUUGUAUUCAUAAAAAUAAAACGUAAUCAAUACA
This is a messenger RNA of Paramisgurnus dabryanus, 1011 nucleotides long. It is a transcript of the gene tomm20a, whose product is annotated as translocase of outer mitochondrial membrane 20. The record is from RefSeq and is a predicted model, not a curated record. Gene Ontology annotation, molecular function: transmembrane protein transporter activity. NCBI's taxonomy places the organism in Eukaryota, Metazoa, Chordata, Actinopteri, Cypriniformes, Cobitidae. Gene Ontology annotation, biological process: intracellular protein transport; protein targeting; tRNA import into mitochondrion. Gene Ontology annotation, cellular component: mitochondrial outer membrane translocase complex.